Molecule: messenger RNA, 2190 nt
Organism: Aspergillus wentii DTO 134E9
Lineage: Eukaryota; Fungi; Ascomycota; Eurotiomycetes; Eurotiales; Aspergillaceae
Exons: 3
Coding region: 212-2020 (602 amino acids)
Source: RefSeq, a predicted model, not a curated record
ACGUUCGGAAUCAGGUCGUCGCCCACACUUAAUCUAUCCCCCGUCGCCAACUCGAUUCGCCACGGAAUUCAUCUAAAUCCCGACCUUGGAACAAAUUGUGCGCGCGAUACGAUACGAGUUCAACGCGCAGGAUGCUUGUUUCCCAGAUUCCCUGCUAUCCUCACAACCGUCGCGUAUACUCUCUUUAGGUGAUGAUCGGUUGGGGUGGGAAAUGCCCAACAAAAACGGCUUCGGAGGCCGAACAGCAGGCGUCAAUUUCAUCAACGCGCGGCCAUCGUCGGAAUCGGAGAAGCUGAAGAUACAGCGCCUGGUCCGAGCUCAUGUUGGAAAAUGGAUAUCCGAUCAGACCAAGGACCGUUCGUCGCCCCCGGGGGCUGACGAUUCUGGCGGUCCCGAUAAACCCGAGGACUCGGCGUCCCGGAUCACGGUGUUGGAGGAUGAGGAAGGAGGGUCUCCUUCGUCGUCUUCGGUAAAAUCAUCGCGAACGUCGCCCAGUAGCAGCAGUUCGAACACGAGUUCAUCCGUCACGCACGCUGCGUCUUGCGAUCAUUGGCAGCAGAACAACUCCGUGGUUCUUGUUUCGCGGCCAGCACUCGACACCGCUGAUAAGGACGACGAGAACUAUCACCACUAUGACCACGAUGAUCCCUCACCGCAGUCCGAUUCCAGACCUAUCAUGUCACACCCGCCGCUGCAGCAUGUUGAGCGAAUUAGCUCUAAUGUAUUCGAUCCGUUUCACUCCUACCCCUCCUCCCUUCCUCCAGAAGCCAUCCACUCAUGUGAAAGUUACUGCCUGUCGGUUCUUUGGCCCGCUCUUACACCUAGAUCUGAAAAUGAACCGGGGCCCAUAGCAAACGCCAACUGGUUUCCUCUUUCCUUACGUGAUCCCACUUUGUUUACGGCGUUUUUACUCGGUUCACUGUCCCAUCAACGAGUUCAAUGGCUCAACGGUACAAUUCCGGCAGGCGCAUUCGGACCUCGCGAGCAGCGACUCCUGAAUUUUGUCGAAAUGGAAACAAUCAAGUUGAUUAACUUGGCAGUAGCGGAUCCCACUCGUGCUUUGAGCGAUGCUGUCAUUCUCAGCGUAAUUGCUGUCGCGCACAACAGGGCUGAAGAGCGUGAUUACCGGAAAUUUCCAGAUCCUCCAUUCACCGCUCCCUUGCGACGUUUACAGUGGUUGGAAGUCUAUGGAAGCCAGACAGCCAACCUAGUCCAUGUACAAGGCUUGAUUCAAAUCAUCAUGCUACGAGGGGGCUUGGAGUACCUCGAGACUCCGGGGUUGGCUCACAUCGUUUCCUUCUCUGACGCAUUCACCGCAAGCACUCUUCUCUCGCCACCUAUGUUUCCGUUUAUGCCACUUCAGAAAAGUCGAAGAGGCUGUAAUUUACAAACACUAUUAGGAUUCAGUCCUAUUGAAAUAGAGCGUGGCUUCGGUCGAUUACGAGAAGUCGGGUUGACCGUUGAGCUGGCCGAGAUUCUCCACUCCAUGCACGUCUACAUCACCAUCGUCGAGGAAUACCUUUGCGGAAAGAAAACCGACCUCUCCCUCCUCUGUGACCAGCGCAACCUCAUCAUUCACACCCUUUCAUCCAUACCCGCAGCAGACCAACUUAAUGGUGUUUUCAUCAACCAAACCCACAAAGUCGUCUACGAAGCCUGUCGCCUAGCAGCCCUAAUCUACGGCGUCGGCGUUGUCUUCCCGCUUCCUGCCCAGAGCACUCCCUUGGCUCGAUUAGCCGGUCUCUUGCGCGCUACUCUACAAUCCUCCCAUUUCCCAUCUUUUUGGCCGCCUAUCCUGCUUUGGGUUCUCACGCUUGGCGGUAUAUCUGCCGAGAAUACAUCCGAACGAAGCUGGUUCGUCGACGCUCUCGGCCAGGCCGCGGCGCAAAGUCGUAUCUAUUCUUGGGUUAACUUAAGAGCCGUCCUCGGGAUGAUGCUUUGGUAUGACAGAGCUUGCGAUCUACCGGGUCAAAAUCUAUGGCGCGAAGUAGCAGCCUCCUUUGCCCGAAAUAGAAUCUAAGACUAAAAAGGCCUUUUUUUAAUCGUUGCUUUUUUUUGCUUCUUUUAUCGACUAUUGCUCCACCAUCUCCAAAUUUUUUUAACCCGUCAUUUUCUUUUCGCCAUAAUUCGCUCAGAAGAGAUAGGGGGCCGCCGUCAACAGAAAAAAAAAUAGGGGUCGGAACGGAAGCG